Messenger RNA from Lachancea fermentati, 723 nucleotides. The record is from the annotation of a GenBank genome assembly. Lineage: Eukaryota; Fungi; Ascomycota; Saccharomycetes; Saccharomycetales; Saccharomycetaceae.
AUGACGGAAACUGAUAGCAAAGCAACCCUUUUGACAGAGGCAAGCAAUGGUUGGGGUGGCAUGAAACUCCCAAGAGACCUAUACUCUAGCAAAUUUUCCUAUCUCAUUCGCUUCCACAGAAUUGCGAGCCUAAUCUGUGCUAUUUAUCUUCUGCUGGCCGUUGCUGUAACAUUGUUACUCUUUGUUAAAACUGUCUCUGAAGAUGUCCAAGUAAUGUCAGUGCUUUUUUAUGUUAGUGUACCGGUUGUUAUGUUGGUAACGGUCGCUUUUAUUACACACCGCGUUGAUCUUCCUACAGCAGCAAAGGUGGCGCUCCUCAAAGAAACUAUCAUACAGCGCCCAGCUGUGUCUUCAGAACUGUGGGAUGUGAUUGCAGCACAUAUGAACGAGUUCUUUUGUGCUAAUGGUUUAACUUCCUUACCAUUUUACUAUGAUGGUAACGAUUGUCAUGAUCAUUUCAAGAGCAUGUUUAUAGAUAGCACUGCACCAUUUCCCACAGAGCCUUCGAGUGGGAUUAGCGAAAAUCAACAGAAUGCUACUAUUGGGAAUAAUGCUAACAGAGAAAUAAGGUCAACUAUUGCUACCAUUAGGAAUAAUGCUAACAGAGAAAUAAGGUCAAUUAUUGAUGAGGCUGUAAGGCUUUACGAUCAGAGUGUGGAUGAUCACUGGAGACAGCAGCUUGGGGAAGCGUCCUCGCAAUUACCCGAGUAUCCUGGACCUUGA